AUGCAUCAACUCAUUGGCUCACUACCUCAUCGUUCUCUGGCAAAUCUUGCGAAUAAGUAUGGUCCAUUCAUGCACCUUAAACUUGGACAAGUUUCUCAUAUCAUAGUGUCUUCACCAGAAUAUGCCAAAGAAAUAAUGAAGAACCAUGAUCAGAUCUUUGCAAACAGACCCAGAAUUCUUGCCUCUGAUAUCUUUGCCUACGAUAGCACAGACAUCAUCUUUUCCCCAUAUGGAAACUACUGGAGGCAACUUCGAAAGAUCGGUACUUCGGAGAUUUUCUCAGCAAAGAGGGUUCAAUCAUUCAGAAGGAUCAGAGAAGAGGAGGUAUCAGAACUCGUAAGGAAUAUUGCUGAACAUGAAGGCUCUUUCAUGAACCUUAGUAGAAAAAUCUCCACGCUCACGAAUUCCGUAGUUGCGAGAACGGCCUUUGGGACAAAGACAAAGAACGUAGACCAGAUGCUGCAAAUUAUGGAGCAAUCGAUAAAGCUAAGCUCUGGGUUAUCAAUUUCUGAUUUGUAUCCGUCGCUGAAAUUUAUCAGCGUCAUCACUGGGACGAGAGCUCGAAUUAUGAAGGUGCACAAAGAUGGAGAUAAGGUGUUUGAUGACAUUAUCAGAGACCACAGAGAAAAGAAAAGAAAUAAUGAUGGAGACACUUAUCGUGGAAAACAUGAAGGCUCUUUCAUGAACCUUAGUAGAAAAAUCUCACGCUCACGAUUCCGUAGUUGCGAGAACGGCCUUUGGGACAAAGACAAAGAACGUAGACCAGAUGCUGCAAAUUAUGGAGCAAUCGAUAAAGCUAAGCUCUGGGUUAUCAAUUUCUGA
Neltuma alba is the source of this 822-nucleotide messenger RNA. RefSeq names its product cytochrome P450 71D9-like. NCBI's taxonomy places the organism in Eukaryota, Viridiplantae, Streptophyta, Magnoliopsida, Fabales, Fabaceae. Bases 1 to 822 code for a protein of 273 amino acids. The record is from RefSeq and is a predicted model, not a curated record. Gene Ontology annotation, molecular function: monooxygenase activity; oxidoreductase activity, acting on paired donors, with incorporation or reduction of molecular oxygen; iron ion binding. The transcript has a single exon.